Myotis daubentonii (Daubenton's bat) is the source of this 5481-nucleotide messenger RNA. RefSeq lists its product as uncharacterized. NCBI's taxonomy places the organism in Eukaryota, Metazoa, Chordata, Mammalia, Chiroptera, Vespertilionidae. Gene Ontology annotation, biological process: regulation of DNA-templated transcription. The record is from RefSeq and is a predicted model, not a curated record.
GCAGACGGUGAAACUUGCUGGUUGGUCGGUGUCCGUUGGCCCUUUAAAUUGCAAUGUGGGUUUUGAGGUGACAGAAGGGAGAAGGCGCCAAGGAGUUGCGGUCCCUGCCGCACAGAGCGGGUGUGAGGUCGGCGACCCCGCGGGUGACCCGCUUUAGGGCGGGGACCGAGGCCCCUCCUCGUCCGCCGCCUCCGCCCGCUCCGCCCGCAGAGUCCGAUGGCGGCGGCCGCUCGGAGGCGCCCGGCCGCGGUUGGUGUGACCUUUGAGGAUGUUGCUAUGUACUUCUCGGGGACAGAAUGGCAGCUUCUUGACGAGGCUCAGAGAGGCCUAUACCUCGAUGUGAUGCUGGAGAAUUUUGCUCUCAUAUCCUCACUGGGUUGCUGCUGUGGAACACGGGAUCUGGAGGCACCCAUUGAACAGAACGUGUCUGUAAGGGUGUCACAGGCAAAGAAGACCAAAGUACCUUUGUCUUCCCAGAACAGCCACCCCUGUGAGAGUUGUGGUCCGGUCUUACGGGACAUUUUCCAGUUGGUUGAGCAGCAGGAAACACAACACAGCCCGAAACUGUUGAGGUGCGGUGCGUGUGCAAAACCAUUUUAUUUCAGUGCGAAGUGUCACCAGGACCGUGAGCAGCACAGGAGAGGCGAGCGUUUGAUAAGAGGUGUGGACAGGGCCUUGCCUGCGAGGAGCUGCACAUUCAGUGUGUCCCAGACACUCGUUACCAGUCAGAAGGGUGGACACAGCAUCCUUACUGCCUCGGAGCAACUUCAGCCACAGGCUACUCACACCACAGUCAAACCAAGUGAAAGCUCGGGGGCCGGGGUUAUAUGUCAAAACAGAAAGAAUUACCAUACCAAGAAGGAAUGUAAAAAAGUGAUUGGCUGCAAUGACACUCUUGUUCCAGACCAUGCUGGCCAUGCGGGAAGGCAGUGUCUUGUGGGCCCUGAAAGUAAAAAAGGUCUUAGAAGAAUCUCUGGUUUUCGGUAUCAGAACGUUCUCUCGUUGGAGAAGUCGUACGAGUGCCGUGAAUGUGGGAAGUCCUUUAGAAGAAAGGAUAACCUGAAUGAACACGAGAGGAUUCACACUGGAGAAAAGCCUUAUGAGUGUGGAGAAUGUGGGCUGUCCUUCAGCCAGAAGUGGAGCCUGAAUCAACACCAAAGGAGUCACACUGGAGAAAAGCCGUAUGAGUGCCGUGAAUGUGGGAAAUCUUUUACCUAUUGCUCUGGACUCCGCGGUCAUCGGUCUGUUCACACUGGAGCAAGGCCGUAUGAGUGUAGCGAAUGCGGGAAAUGUUUUACCACAAAAUCCUACCUUCAUGUUCAUCAGAGAAUUCACUCUGGUGAAAAGCGUUACAAGUGCAGUGAAUGUGGGAAAUCUUUUACCUAUUGCUCUGGACUCCGUGGUCAUCAGUCUGUUCACACUGGAGCAAGGCCGUAUGAGUGCAGUGAAUGUGGGAAAUGUUUUACCACAAAAUCCUACCUUCAUGUUCAUCAGAGAAUUCACUCGGGUGAAAGGCGUUAUGAGUGCAGUGAAUGUGGGAAAUCUUUUAUGUGUAACUCGAAACUCCGUUAUCAUCAGAGAGUUCACACUGGAGAGAAGCCGCACGAGUGCAGUGAAUGUGGGAAAUCUUUUGUCCAUAGCUCUAGCCUCCGUUGUCAUCAGAGAGUUCAUACUGGAGAGAAGCCGUAUGAGUGCAAUGAUUGUGGGAAAUCUUUUGCCUUUAGCUCUCAACUCCGUUGUCAUCAGAGAGUUCACAGGACAAAGACCUUAUGAGUGCAGUGAUUGUGGGAAAUCUUUUGCCUGUUGCACUGGACUUCGUUGUCACCAGAGAGUUCACACUGGAGAAAGACCUUAUGAGUGCCAUGAAUGUGGGUAAUCUUUUAUUGUGAUCUCUCAUCUUCAUAAACGUCGAAUUUCACACAGGAGAAAGGCUUUUUGAGUGUUGUGAAUGUGGGUAAUCUUUUAGUAAAAAUUCUACCCUCUGGAAACAUGAGAGUACACAUUAGAGCAGUGGUUCUCAACCUUCCUAAUGCUGCGACCCUUUAAUACAGUUCCUCAUGUUGUGGUGACCCCCAACCAUCAAAUUAUUUUCACUGCUACUUCAUAACUGUAAUUUUGCUACUGUAAACAAUAUGUAAUUAUAUAUGUGUUUUCCGAUAGUCUUAGGUGACCCCUGUGAAAAGGUUGUUCGACCCCCAAAGGGGUCGCUUCCCACAGGUUGAGAACUGUUGCAUUAGAGGGAGUUUUUAGGUUUGUAGGGAAUGUAGUUACUUUGUUCAGUGUUAGCAGCACUGCGGGAAAUUUAGGCUUCAGUGGUCUGACUUUCAUCUCAUAAAUCCCAUCCUCAAAAGUAGGGAGAUUUUUCAUAAUUUUAAUUAUGUGGGAAGCAUGUGUACUUAUGUUCUACCUUCUAAACCGCCCAGGGCUUAGUGUCACUGAAAAUUUCUGUGACAGAAUCCAUUUCACCUGAACCAACACUGAGCAAGUCCCCGCACUUUUCAUCAGUCACCGUCCUCAUGUCCUCAGGGAAGCUGAUGUUCCCCUUAUUAGUUGGAGGAAAUUAGGAGUAACCUGAGCCCCUAGGAGAUCUGCAUUUCAUUUACUCUGGCUAUCUGGGGCAUGGGCCUGACCCAUUUUUGACCCCAGAGAACAUUUUCUGAGUUCAGCUGGCAUCUUCCAGAAAAAAUGUUUUCAGAGACACGAUUGCCCUAGAUACCUCUGGUGAAUAUUUCCAUUGUUGCUGUCACCCAAAGACUGGUUGGGUGUUUUUUAAAAAAACUGGUUUAGUUUUUUAUAAUAAUAAAGGCCUUUUUGUUUAAGUCCUCUAUAACUUUGGAUGUUUUCUUUGUGGUUUAGGUUAUAAGCAUAUUUGGGCUCUAUAAGCAUGAGGAAGUGAACAAUUUUUUACGAGGGUCUCAACCUUUCACUGCCUCUGAGGGUUGAGUACGGUGGGGAAAUUAGUUCACAACUUUGCGCCAAAUUUGCAUUGCUACCCACAUCAUUCUAGGAAAAACUGCAGGGUUUCCUGGUACUCAUGUGAAGCCUGAAUGCUAUGCGUUUUAGAAGACUCAGACAUCACUUUCAAAACCUAGCUGGGGUGACAACUUCACCUGCUUCUAGGAUCAGCAUGAAUUUUGUUUUUCACACGGUAUGACAGUACUUUUGUUGUUAAUCUUCACCCGAGGAUAUUUUUCCCAUUGAUUUCUAGAGAGAGUAGAAGCAAGGGAGGGAGAUUGAAAAAGAGAGAGAGAGAGAGAAACAUCAGUGUGAAACAGACCUGUUCAGUGGUUGCCUCCUGCAUGUGCCCCAACCUGGGCCAGGAAUUGAACCUGAGACACAUUGAAGCAUGGGUGGACUUUCUCAGUACAGACAGAGCCACACCAGUCAGGGGUAUGUGAGUACAUUUGAAGGGAAUUGCUCUUUUACGAUCUUCCAACAGGCCAUCUGUCUUUUUUUUCUUUUUUCCAGAGAGGAAGGAAGAGGGAGAGAGAGAAACACCAAUGAUGAGAGAGAAUCAUUGAUCAACUACCUUCCCCACGCCCCAUUCCUCACCAGGAAUUGAAUCAUGACCUCCUGGUUCUUAAGUCAACUAUCAACCCUGAGCCUUGUUUUUUCAUCUGUCUCAAUGUCUACAAUUCCAUGGGUGAUGAUCACUGGUUUUAGGACCAUAGUUCUUACAGAAUGCCUGCUACACAAUCACUAGCUUAAUUGGGAUUGGAGAAGCUUGCAGCCAGCUAGAUGGAAUCGGCCUCUUCUCUAGGUGCAUCCAGAAACGUUUCUGUGAAAAAGACUGCAAGACCAGUGUGUUCACACAUCUGAGGAUCUCCAGGCAUGUUUAUCUUCUGUGCUCAAAGUCACUGUUAUUGAAAAUAAUCAAAGGGUUUUGUGCAUUUCUCUACCCUCUUAGAUCUUUACCUGAUGAUCAGAGUGCCCAGGCAGGAAAUCAAAGGUACAGGAAAGUAUCUAUAGACCAGGGAAGUACUUUUGUGACCCAGCCAGUAUUUCUGUUGAUUUUGGUGAAAAUUCUUCAUUGUUUGGUAUAGUUGAUGUCACUAAGACAAGAUUUGACCUCCAGAGGAUAUGAGAACCUGAAUUGAAUAGAGAGAUGCCAAACCUAUUUUCUAAGAAGUGUUGGACACAAAAUUUAAAAGAAAUUUUUGAACCAUUUUUUAAAAGUUUUAAUUAGUAAAGAACAUAUUUCAAGUAUACUAUUUGAUGAGCCUUGACAUAUGCAUGAAACUGAAACCAUCCCAGUGAUCAUAGCAUUGCCCAUGUCUGUCACUGUGACUUUACGUUGUCUUUUUAUAAUUUCUCUCUUUGCACUAGGAAAGGCAUCUGUGUGCUCUUGUCUCCAACUCCAGAUUACUCCCCUCUUUACUAAUCUAUACAAGGGACAUAAUAGCUGAGCUUGAUGGGCAAUAAAAUGUGUCCAAGCCUGGCCAGUUUUGCACAGUGGAUUGAGCAUCAUCCUGUGCACCAAGAGGUCACUGGUUCCAUUCCUGGUCAGGGCACAUGCCCAGUUUGGGUCUUGAUUCCCAGUAGGGUGCCUGCAGGAGGCAUCUGAUGAUGUUUCACUCUCACAUCAAUAUUUCUCUUCCUCUCUAAAGAAAAAAAAAUCACUAAAAAACCUUUUAAAAUAUUUAAGGAAAAGAAAAACAUUCAGAUAAAUCAAAUAGCAAUGAUUGGUAGCGUAUCUGUCAACGGGUUUGAUAAAAAAAAUCUUGUUUUAGCUAAUUUUAUGAGUGCUUUCCUCUAAGGUGUUCUUGAAGAGGAGGGCAGCGUUUGUCCUGGCAGGUGUGGCUCAGCUGGUUGAGCGCCAUGAGCACCAAAAGUGGACAGUUGGGCUCCUAGUUAGGGCACAUGCCCAGGCUUCAGGUUUGUUCAAUCCCCGAUUGGGGUGCAUGGUGUGUGGGAGAGGCAACCUAUUGAUGUUUCUCCCUCUCUCCCUAAAUGAUAUAUAUAAAAUCAGACAUCAGUUCUGUAUCAGUGUUAGGCCCAGAGAAGCAGCAUGGCCUGGUGUGGCUAUGUAAUGGUUGCGAUGACUCCUGACCCUCUGCCCUGGAUACAGCCAAUCAGUGGAGACCACAAAUCAAAAAAGGACUAAAGACCCAGGCAGCUCUUGCUUUCUCUGGAGCAUACGAACCCACUUCCUGCUUCUUCCAGGGACAAACCUUUACUCUCCUCCUCCUAAGCACCAAGGGCCCUCCUUUUGCCUCCAUAACUUGUUUCCUCAGCCCACACAGCCCAUCUGGUUAACUCAGUCUAUCUCCCUAACUCUGUAAAUAAACUCACUAUGAUUUGAGAUCCUUGGCCUUGGAUAUUUUUCUUAACCGAACUCAAAAACCAAGGUUGCUGAACCAAGGUCAAAUUGCUAGUGACAACUGGUGUCCUUUUGCCUCCAAUAGCUCUAGCAAGCUAAUUUAACCUGAGGAAGACCCUCUAGAAAUCUCUGAUUUAUAGUAUUUUAAGAAUUCUUAUUAU